Diabrotica balteata is the source of this 7581-nucleotide messenger RNA. NCBI's taxonomy places the organism in Eukaryota, Metazoa, Arthropoda, Insecta, Coleoptera, Chrysomelidae. The record is from the annotation of a GenBank genome assembly.
GAAUGUUUUUUGACAUCUGACAUAAAUUUAAAAAUUUUAUUAAAAGUUUUUUAAAUACAAUAAUACAAAUACAAAAUAUAUAUCUGUGAUAAUAAUCGUGAGAAUUAAAUAUUGUGUGAAAAUCUGAGAAUGAAUGAUCUUUUAAUGAAUGAUACUUUUGAAAAUAUCACAUUUACACAGAAUACUUUUACAACAAAGUCAUUUCCCCAUAUUUAUACAAAUUCUUCAAAUGGGGAACAUGUUUCUCAAAAGUUAAACAAAAAUGAAGAAAAUGGUAUACUUUUUGACGAUUCUGUAUUUUUGUCACAAUUAUCAUUUACGUCUGAAGAAGACUCGAUUGAGAAACAUAUAGUUCAACCAGUAAGUUUACAAGAAAUUAUUAAGGAGUCUCAAAAUGUUUUAUCUGGAAUUGUAUAUGAAGAAAAGGAAGUCUCUGUGGGACAAAUAUGUAGUAAUAAAAAAGAUUUAUGUGAUAAAUAUAGUAUACAAAGCAUUUCUAUUGCAAAUGUAAAAAGUCAAUCAAGUAAAUCUGAAUGUAAUAAGGAUACCAUUUUAUUAAAAAAUAAUGUAGAUUUGAAUCAGCUCUCUUCAUGGGGACUGCCCAAAGCAGUUUUAGAAAAAUACGAGUCCAGAAAUUUGAGGACUAUGUUUCCUUGGCAAGUAGACUGUCUUGGCAAUGAGGAAGUCUUGAAAGGGAAAAACCUUGUAUACUCAGCUCCAACGUCAGCAGGAAAAACACUUGUAGCAGAGAUAUUAGCUAUUAAAACAAUUCUAGAACGAAAGAAAAAAGUUAUUUUUAUUUUACCAUUUGUUUCUAUAGUUAGAGAAAAAAUGUUCUACUUCCAAGACUUACUAGAAACUAGUGGGAUAAGAGUAGAUGGAUUUAUGGGAUCCUAUAAUCCACCUGGAGGUUUUAAAGCUGUACAGUUUGCUAUAUGCACCAUAGAAAAGGCUAAUAGUUUAAUAAAUAGAUUGUUAGGAGAAGAAAACUUGGAGAGUAUUGGAGCUGUUCUUAUAGAUGAAAUACACCUACUAGGGGAUCCUAGUCGGGGAUAUCUUCUAGAACUACUUUUAACUAAAUUACGAUACAUUUCUAAAAAAGAUGACUUAAAAAUCCAAAUCAUAGGCAUGUCUGCUACUCUUCCUAAUCUGCCUCAGAUCGCUAAAUGGUUGGAUGCCGAAUUAUACACCACUGACUUCCGUCCAGUGCCUUUAAAUGAGCAAGCUCAUGUAUGUGGAGAAAUAUACAACCCCAUGAUGAAGUUGGUUAGAACAUUGAGUCAGCUGCCAGAAUUGAAGACUGACUCUGACAAUAUUUUACAGCUUUGUCUUGAAACCAUUAAGGAAUCAUGUUCUGUGUUGAUAUUUUGUCCUACGAAAAACUGGUGUGAGAAUUUGGCACAGCAAAUUGCAACUGGGUUUUAUAAAAUAGGCAGCUCAAAAUCUACCUGGGGAGAUCUUUUACGAGCACAACUCGACACUAGUCUCAUAAUGGAACUAUUAGAGCAACUCAAGUACUGCCCAGUUGGUUUAGACGUCAUUUUGAACAAGACAGCAUCUUUUGGCGUGGCAUUUCACCACGCAGGUUUGACGAUGGAGGAAAGGGACAUCGUAGAAGGCGCUUUCAGAAACGGUGUUUUGAGAGUUCUAGUAGCAACAUCAACCUUGUCAUCGGGAGUGAAUCUACCAGCUAGAAGGGUGAUAAUCAGGACGCCGAUGUUCCAUGGCAAACCAUUAGACUCUCUGGUAUACCGACAGAUGAUUGGCAGAGCUGGACGAAUGGGCAAGGACUCUGUAGGCGAAAGCUUCCUCAUAUGUCAAAAGAACGACUACAAAAUAGCCAAAGAUUUAAUGUCUGCUGACUUAUCACCCGUUAGGAGUUGUUUAGAGAGUGCUGGAAAGUUAAAAAGGGCCAUUUUGGAGGUGAUAGCUAGCGGUGUAGCUUCGACACCAGAAGAUAUCCAGUUAUUUACAGAAAGUACUCUGUUGGCUGUUGAAGAUGAAGGUACGCAAGAAUUGAGCAAUCCUAUUGAUGAAGCUGUUGAUUUUUUGCAAAGGAACGAGUUUGUCCGAUUACAGCAAGAAGAGGAUGGAGGUCAGAGAUAUGUGGCUUCUUCAUUAGGAAAAGCAUGUCUAUCUUCUUCCAUGUCCCCGGAUGAUGGAUUAUCUCUAUUUAUCGAGUUGGAAAAGGCUCGACAAUGUAUCGUACUCGAAACCGAAUUGCAUCUUAUCUAUCUCGUCACUCCGUACAGCGCUUGCUACUCUUGGGAAAACAUAGACUGGAUGCUGUACCUCACUAUCUGGGAAAAAUUACCCGCGAACAUGAAGAAGGUUGGAGAGUUGGUUGGAAUUCGUGAAUCGUACAUAGUAAACGCCACGAGGGGCAAAAUUCUAACGAACACCGGCAAACUGUACCAUCAGUUUUUGGUUCACAAGAGAUUUUUCGUAGCGCUGGCCCUGCAGGAUUUGGUGAACGAAAAGCCACUGAGUAUGCUUCAAUCUUUACAACAAUCUUCGUCCAGUUUUGCCGGAAUGGUAACCUCUUUCAGCAAACAGUUGGGUUGGAAUAGUAUCGAACUCUUGCUUGCGCAGUUUCAAGAAAGGAUGCAAUUCGGUGUUAGCAGAUCUUAUCGACCUGAUGCACCUACCGUCCUCAACGGCAAAAUGGCGAGAGCCCUGUACAACGCCGGUAUCGAAUCAGUUAUCCAACUAGCUAAUUCGGAAAUAUCCGCAAUAGAAAACAUUCUACAUCGAGUAGCACCGUUUGAGAGUGAAAAAGAACGGGAAGGCGAAUCAGAAUACGAGAAAAGACAGAGGAACAAAUAUAAAAACGUGUGGAUUGCUGGAAGAGAAGGCUUAACUGAAAGACAAGCGGCGGAAAUUUUCGUAAGAGAUGCUAGAAAAUAUCUGAAGAUCGAACUAGGGCUGGUUGAUGCUCAGUGGGAGAAUGUAAAGGACGAAGGAGAAGAAGAAAUUGAGAAAACUAACCAAAGCGAUGAUUGUACAGAACUUAAGGAAGAAGUAAUUGUGAAUUACGAAACAAAUACAGCUCAAACAGAAGAAAUGCAACAAAAUAGCGAUAUUAUAACAUCAGAGGGCGCUAAUCACAAUACAAAUAAUAAAGUGGAAGAUAUACAUAAAAACGAUAGUGUUUUUUCAGACGAUUCAGUAGUUCUUUCAAAUAAUAUCAGCAUUUCUGACGUUUCCAGUAUUUCCAAUGCAGAUUCCACCAUAAUAGAAGAUGUCGAAGAAAAUAACGAGUGUAUUGAAGAAAACAACGAUUGUAUCAAAGAAACGUCAAAUAAACUUUCAGAAAAAUUCAAAAAUAUCUCGUUGAACUCGCCAAAACGAAAUUUUGAAAAGAAAUUCUGUAAAAACAAAGGUAGGGAUGACGACAGAGGAAACGAUUAUAAAGAAGGAACAAAUUUGAAUGAAAAAUGCUUUAAAAAUGAGGAAAUAGUUGUAAAUCGUAAAGAAGUUGAAAAUAAUGAAGCUGAAGCUACGAGUAGCGUUGAAGCUGAAACCAAAAGUAAAUUUAUUGCCGCAGCUAAACCUAGGACUAAAGAGGAAGCUGAGACUAACUUGGAAAGAGAAAUUGAAGCAAAAGUUGAAGCUGUGACAAAGACUAAGGUUCCUAGUGCAAUAUCUACCGCUACUGUACGUAGAGAUAAGACGACUUCACUUGAAAUCGAAUUUUCCACACCUUAUACAAAUAAACUUCAAUCCCUUCCGACAGAUACCCACAACACAGAAGUGCAUUGUUUUCUGCGAGAAAUUUCGCUGUCAGAUUUUUCCGAAACGUUAUCGGAAAACAGCAGCGGAACACAAGGUUCCAAAACUAGCAUUCCCACAUCUGAUAUAAAUGAUGCUAUCUUGGAGAUACCAGCUUCAGAUGAAAUAAACCAUUCAAGUUCUUCAGGUAUAAAUGACUUGAGUCUAUCUUUGGAGAAAAAUGAAUCGGACCAAAGUCUGUUCGAUGAUGAGAGCUUUACUUUACAAUUGUCACAGCACGAUUUGUCAGAAGAUGAUCCAACAAAAUCUGAUAGUUACCCUACACAAACUAAUGCUUUACAAAAAGAUGAAUGUGCCUACCGAAACGGUUUAAGUGAAGUACUUGAAUCAGAUAAUGAUGACAUUUUCGGUAAAUCGAUAGAAGAGGAAAUACUGCUCUCUGCCAAAAAACGUAAGAACGAUAGUGAAGAAUAUGGUGGAGGAAUUAAGAAGCUGAAAACUAAAUCAGUUAAUAUUUUAAGAAAAGAUGCUGUACGAGACAAAGACAUAAGACCUUCGUACUUUACCGACGAAUUAAAAAAAGAAGACACUUGUGCGGAUCUGAGUAAAUUGAAAAUCCUUGACGUUUGUCAAGAAUUAACCGGUUUGGAAAGUUUCAUUGCAGAACUUAAAGAAAAAGAUUGUUUUGCCUUUUCGAUAGCUUGUAGUAGAAUGACAGAAAAUAAACCUGUCAUUGGAAUGAACGCAAUGAAAACGGAGAGCUCAGUGGACCAAAAACAAGCCUUCUUUAAUGGUAGUCGAAAAUUGGAAGGCUUCUCAUUUUGUUGGGACGACAACAUAACCCAUUACGUGAGCCUCGAGAAUAUUAAGCUCCAUCAGAAAAUUAUUAAACUACUGAAACAAAUUUUCGGCAAAACGUCAACUACGGUGUGCAUGGUCGAUUCAAAAGAGCAGAUCAAGUUACUGAAGAAAAGUUGCGACGUGAACUUCGCCUGUCAAGUAGAAGAUCCCAAAAUUGCCGAUUGGAUUUUGGAUCCGGAAGGAAGGGAAAAAUCUUUGAAGGCAUUGACCAUAAAAUAUUGUCCAGAAAUGGUGGAGCUCUUAAACUUCUCCGAAGGCUCUAAAGGCGUAGGAAGCUUAGGUUUAGACCUCUACAGUUCAGUUCCCGCCAAAACUAGAUCCUCAUUAGAGUCUGUCAUAACUUGGCAGGUUAACAUUACAUUAAAAAAUGGUUUAUUGGUGGAACAUUUAAAAUAUUUGGAUGCUUAUGAUUUGGAGACAAAUAUAAUCCCAUGUUUGGCAAAAAUAGAACUAGACGGUAUACGCGUCAAUAAAAAUGCGUUAACGUCUUUAUUAAAUACCGUAAAAUGUCAAAUUAGCAACACAGAGAAAAAGGCGUACGCUUUAGCGGGCAGAAAAUUUAAUUUUUUAUCGUCGGCAGAUGUUGCAAAGGUUCUAGGUAUGUUCCGAGGCAAGAAAACUAGCACCAGAAAGCAAGUUCUCGAAAAGAACCAACACCCAAUAUCAGAUCUGGUCCUGCAAUGGCGAAAACUGCACUCGGUGCUCACGAAAACCAUUUACCCGCUAAUACCAGCGGUGCAAAACGAUCGUAUACACGGCCGUUACAUAACGCACACCGCCACAGGCCGAAUCACCAUGCACGAACCUAAUCUUCAAAAUAUACCCAAGGACUUCCAAGUGGUUAAUCCGCUAACCAAAGAAAACGUUGAUAUCAGUUGCAGGAAAGCAUUCGAUGCUCCCGUAGAUUAUAUGUUGUUGUCCGCAGAUUAUUGUCAACUGGAGUUAAGGCUUCUUACUCAUUUUUCACAGGAUAAGUUGUUGUGCAAAAUCAUGGGAGAGCCUGGGGAUGUAUUUAGGACUGUAGCUGCUAAAUGGAACAAGAUAACUGAAGAAGAGGUUACAGAAUCCACUAGACAACACGCCAAACACAUUUGCUACGGCAUAAUCUACGGAAUGGGAAAUAGAACUCUAGCAGAACAGCUAAAUAUGGACGAAGAUGACGCAGCUGAGUUCAUGGAAACGUUUAGAAACACUUAUCCUGGAAUAAAAACUUUCAUCCACAAUACAAUAGAAAAUUGUAAAGUUACGGGAUAUGUGGAAACUAUAAAUGGCAGAAGAAGAUUUCUACCUAAUAUAAAUGAAAAUGACUCGACUAAAAGAGGUCAUGCCGAACGCCAAGCUGUAAAUACCACGAUCCAAGGCUCGGCAGCAGACAUAGUGAAGAAAGCGAUGUUAAAAAUUGAACACAACUUACAAGAAAUGUUCCACAAGGCGAAAAACAAACCAAAAAUGGUACUGCAUCUUCACGACGAACUGAUCUACGAAGUCCCGACCAAAUAUCUACGAAAAGUUGCCAAAGUUGUCAAAAAAAAUAUGGAAAAGUCAGUCGAGCUGUCAGUUCCGUUUCCUGUGAAGUUAAAAAGCGGAGUUUGUUGGGGAAACAUGUCCGAAAUAGUUUUAUAGUUAAAUAUUUAAUCUUUUAGUUUAAAUUUUAUUUGGCACGUGUCAUUUUUAUAUAAAAAAUACUUUUUAUCAUUUAAUUAUUGUGAUAUACUAUGAGUAGGCUCUUUAUAUGUUUAAACUUAUACUUUUUCAAUAUUUUUUUUAUAUAUUAUAUAAUCUUUUUAUUAAUUUUGUUGUUGUGAGUGUUCUAUUAAGGCUAAAGGUAGGUUUACACUAUAUGGUGACUUGAAUAGUAGACUGUACGUGCGUGCGCAGCACACUUACUUUAUUUUCAUGUAUUGCAUUAUAGCAAGAUGCCAUUAGAUAAAAAAUAGGCGAUAUGAGGUUCCUCGUUUGAUGAAAAUCAUUGUUCGUGCAUGCGUUUGUUUAUGUGAGGACUGCCAAAAUUCAUAGGGAGCUAAAUCUGGUGCAUAAGGUGGAUUUUGUAAGAAUUUGUAUUUUAAUUUAGCGACUUUAACGAUAGUUUUUUAGUUGUGUAAGGAAGUAUGUUUUCUUCAUAAGAAAUUAUCUUUUAUUCUUUUUCUUGCGAAUUUUUACAUCCAGCUGAUCCAAAACUUUCCAAUAAUAAUCUAAUGUUAUUGUUUCGCCUAUUCGAUCGUAGUCCACGAGCAAAAUUUCUUUUGAAUGCCAAAAACUGAUGGAUAUUUUUGUUAUCCUUUCUGAAAUGCUCCAAAUAUUGAAUUUUUAAGUUGUGAGAGCAAAUGAUUUGCCUUACCUGACACCAUGUGACUUAAAUAAUCAAAGUCAAAAUUGAGGAAAACGAAGUUUGUUUUUGAAGUUUUUAUUAAAAAUGCUUUAAUUGAACUGAAUAUGAACACCACGUGAUUAAUACACAGUAUGGCAUCUGUUUCUACAGAUUCUUUUUACUCUUUUAAUAUAAUCUAGAUUCUUUAUAUAUUGUGAUAAAUAAAUAUACGAGAAGUGGUUACAAAAUAGUGAGGUUAUUGUAUCGUAGCGCCAUUAGAAGAAGAAGAAAUUAACUAUUUUCACGAUUAAUUAAAUAAUGUACUUAAUAAACAAAAGUUAUGAGGGAAAAGGGUGCAUAAUAUUUUAAGAACACCACAAAAAGACCGCCAAAAUGGUUCUACUGGUAAAAAUUGUAAAAUUACUCACCUCAUUUGCCUUACCUGACACCAUGUGACUUUUAUCUGCUCCCAAAGUUUAAAUCUACGUAAAAAAACGGAAGAGAGACGCAUAUUAAAUAAAAUAAUAACUAAAUAAAUGCAAACACACAAUAAAAUGUUUUAGAGAGUUCAUCAAAUUAUUUUGUAGCCACCCCUCGUAUGUGUUGCUAUUUUUAGAUGUACAUUACUGUAUUUUUUUAAACUAUUUAUUCACUAUUUCUGUAAUAUAAGUUUUUUACGU